This is a messenger RNA of Centropristis striata (black sea bass), 8944 nucleotides long. RefSeq names its product DOT1-like histone H3K79 methyltransferase (gene dot1l). NCBI's taxonomy places the organism in Eukaryota, Metazoa, Chordata, Actinopteri, Perciformes, Serranidae. Gene Ontology annotation, molecular function: histone H3K79 methyltransferase activity. The record is from RefSeq and is a predicted model, not a curated record. The transcript is spliced from 29 exons. Bases 291 to 5138 code for a protein of 1615 amino acids. Gene Ontology annotation, cellular component: nucleus. Gene Ontology annotation, biological process: regulation of transcription regulatory region DNA binding; DNA repair; DNA damage checkpoint signaling.
UGCCGGGCAAGAUGGCGGCGAUACGGACGAUGUGUAAUUGCCAGUGGACAUAAACAGGCAUUUUAUUUAAAAUACAAAACCCAGUCAGAUCCGUUUACACACUCGACCGCAGUGUGUGGGUUUUUACCGCGCAACGGGCGUCGACGUCUUUUAUAUUUCACGCGUUUUAACGUUUCUUUCUGGCAAAAUGUUCACGUUGUAGCUCGCUCGCUAACCGACCAGCUGGCUAACAGAGAGCAGUUACUAGCUAGCUAGCUAUCUAUCACAGCCAAGCCGCCGUGAAGUGUAGAAUGGGAGAAAAGCUUGAGCUAAAGCUUAAAUCGCCGGUUGGAGCAGAACCCGCAGGCUACCCGUGGCCAUUACCAGUAUACGAUAAACACCAUGAUGCUGCUCAUGAAAUCAUCGAGACCAUUCGGUGGGUGUGUGAGGAGAUCCCAGACCUUAAACUGGCCAUGGAAAACUACGUACUCAUUGACUACGACACCAAGAGCUUCGAGAGUAUGCAGAGACUUUGUGACAAGUACAACAGGGCCAUCGACAGCAUUCACCAACUGUGGAAAGGGACCACGCAGCCCAUGAAACUGAACAAGCGUCCUUCCAACGGGCUGCUGAGACACAUCCUCCAGCAGGUGUACAACCACUCAGUCACCGAUCCGGAGAAGCUGAACAACUAUGAGCCCUUCUCCCCUGAGGUGUACGGAGAAACCUCUUUUGACCUGGUGGCUCAGAUCAUCGAUGAGAUGGAAAUGAUGGAAGAUGACACCUUUGUUGACCUUGGAAGUGGAGUGGGGCAGGUGGUGCUGCAGGUUGCAGCAGCAACCAACUGUAAACACUACUACGGUGUAGAGAAAGCAGACAUUCCAGCUACCUAUGCAGAGACCAUGGAUAAAGAGUUUAAAAAGUGGAUGAAAUGGUAUGGGAAGAAGCAUGGGGAGUACACACUGGAGAGAGGCGACUUUCUGUCUGAAGAAUGGAAGGAAAGGAUCGCCACCACAAGUAUUAUUUUUGUGAAUAACUUUGCCUUUGGUCCAGAGGUAGAUCACCAGCUGAAGGAGCGCUUUGCUAACAUGAAGGAAGGUGGAAAAAUUGUAUCCUCCAAACCUUUUGCACCUUUAAAUUUUAGAAUAAACAGUCGAAACUUGAGUGAUAUUGGCACAAUAAUGCGCGUGGUGGAGCUUUCUCCUCUGAGGGGCUCCGUGUCCUGGACUGGAAAGCCAGUUUCCUACUACCUGCAUACCAUAGACCGCACUAUACUUGAAAACUAUUUUGCUAGUCUCAAAAAUCCUAAACUCAGGGAGGAGCAGGAGGCAGCUAGGCGACGCCAGCAGAAGGACACGAAGGACAGUAAAAGCAAUAGCACCACGCCCACAAAACCUAAAGAACAACUCAAGCAGGACUCCUGCGGUGAGGAGGAGCGUCCUAGCCUGGUGACAGUGGUCAAGCCCACUGCCAAACCCCGAAGAGCCCGACUCCUGCCCAAAGCACGCAAGUUGAACAACAAGAAACGUGGUCGGCCCAAGAAAGCCGCCCCGGCUACUGACAAGAAAACCAAGAAAAAUCAGAGCGCGUUGGAUCUGCUGCAUGCCAAGACCCUUUCUGCUGCACCGCCUCAGGAUGCAUACCGGCCACCUCAGAGUCCCUUCUACCAGCUACCUCCCAAGGUCCAGCACUAUCCAUCUAGUCAACUGCUUCUGGGCCCAACUCCUCCUGGUCUGCAACAACUGCUAGAUAACAUCAAAGUUCAAUACCUCCAGUUUAUGUCCUACAUGAAGACUCCUCAGUACCGCUCCAACCUGCAGCAGCUUUUAGAACAGGAGAAGCAAAAACACAGGGACCUGUCAGGGCAGGCGGAGCAGCUCCACUCUGUUUGUCAGUCUCACAAGGACAAGAUCAAAGGUCUCUUUCAGACCAAAUUAGAUGAGCUGGGAGUAAAAGCCUUGACUGUGGAGGACCUGCUGCAGGCCCAGAAGGAGAUAUCAGCCCACAAUCGUCAGCUGAAAGAGCAGACGAAGCAGCUUGAGAGAGACAUGGCUCUUCUGAGAGACAACAGCCUGCUUCUGCUGAAGUCUCGGUGUGAGGAGCUAAAGCUAGAUUGGGGCUCUUUGUGUCUGGAGAGUUUGCUGAAGGAGAAGCAGGCACUACGCAGACAAAUCUCUGAGAAACAGAGACACUGUUUGGAGCUGCAGAUCAGCAUUGUGGAGCUGGAGAAAAGUCAAAGGCAGCAGGAGCUGCUUCAACUCAAAUCCUACAGCCCCUGUGACGGUUCCCCGUACAGGAAGAGCCUGGAGUCACGCUCUUCCACAGACAUGGACUCCUCUAAGCAUGGCCUGUCCUCUGCCCCAGUUCUCAAUGGGAUCAACCCAGACCUAUCUAUCAAUGGCACCAGCUCGCCCUGUUUUGACCGGGCCAACACCAAGGGGGAGCUUCUUUCUCGCUACCUGCCCAUCUCUCCAGACCACGAGAUUGUACCUGCCAUCCCUGAUGCCCGGCAACGGCAGCAAAGUUCCUCCUACGCGCUUCCUGAUUAUACACGCUUCUCCCCCGCCAAGAUUGCCUUGCGGAGGCACCUUAACCAGGACCCCUCUUCUCACUUUAGAGGUCCAGGGCUGACCAUGCACAGGGAAUUUGGCGGUGUUAACUCUCCGCUUGGAGGCAAACUGAACUGCCCCUCUCCCAAUGCAUCUGAUGCCCAGAAAGGGUUUGAGAGGGGUGGUAAGGAGAGGAGCCCAUCUGUUCAAGGUGACAACAGCAUUACGAGCCUUCCAAUCAGCAUCCCUCUGAGCACGGUCCACCCAAGUAAACUACCGGUCAGCAUUCCUCUGGCCAGCGUGGUGCUGCCCAGUCGUGCUGAAAGACUGAGAAGUACUCCGAGUCCUGUGUCUCAGACAGGACAGAUCAAUGGAUGUUCAUCCAGCUCAGGGCUGAUGAAUGGCGGCUCCCAUCCUGAGGACCAUAAUGGUGCUUCUUCAUCACCUCCUCCACACCCCAACACUCCUCUCACAGGACCAAUGGGCAGAGGAGGUCCCAUCCAGAGCCCACCACUCGGCACUGGAGGCGUGCUCCAGUAUGCAGAUGGGCCCCCAAGGAUUCUUCCAGAAGAUGGACAGGAUCGCCAAGGAGGUGAAUCAGACACGGAGCCCCAGGACAGUGAACUGCGGAGGAGAAUCUUCUUCUCUUCUUCCUCCUCUUCAUCCUCGUCUUCCUCUUCGUCAGGCAGCGGAGGCAGCGCGGCCGGAGGAUCCCGCCUCCACCAUCACACUGGCAACAAGCAGGGAUACAACAGUAACCAUGGAAACCACCACCACCAGUCCCCCGGCACACAGCACACUCACACACCCACACAUAUGUCUUCAUCGCACUCAUCUCACGGCCUCGGAUCUCAAGAGGGACGCAAGCGGGGGAGAAGGAAACGCAGCUCCACGGUGCCGGUCAACGCCAGCGGAUCCCCAAAGAGGAGGUCAUUCCCCGGGCUCAGCGCCAACAACCACUCCUCAGGAUCGCCACUCAACAUCAACUCCAUGGUGAACAACAUCAACCAGCCUCUGGAGAUCUCUGCCAUCUCCUCCCCAGAACAAUCAAGCCGCAGCCCCAGUGGGCCUGACCUGGACCAGCCUCCCAUCUUGAAGAGAGAGCGUCCCCUGGAGAUCAAUGGCACAAGUCAUUACUCGUCUGCCCCCAGCUCUGAUGACGAUGACUCAGGAUACCCUGCCGACAGCUCCAGUUCACGAAUUGAAAGAAAAAUUGCCACUAUAUCCUUGGAGAGCAGAGAUGGACCUGGUAGACUAGGAGAUGGUGAAAGAGUCAGGAAGUCUGGUAGCAGCAGUGGGAACAGCACGGGCAGCGAGGCCUCCUCUUCAUCCUCCUUGUCGUCUACCAGCAAGUGGAAAUCCACCUUUUCACCCAUUUCUGACCCCAAGCAACCCAACUCCGACCUGAGACAGGGGGGCUCUCCCUUCGGCAUGGGGGGGUCAAGCCGGGGCACAGACUCAGAUUCUGAUCACAAACAACAGCAUCAGCAGGUGAGGAAAGGAAGUGAUGGAGAGUCGUCCAGCUACAUGAACCCCAACCCGUUCCUCAGUCAGGAGGCGGGAACCCGGGGUGGAGGCAGCGGCGGUGGCGGAGCCCAGGGAGGUAGUAGUUUAGACCAACGCCAGGCCCUCCAGAAACAGAAGGCCCCUCGGGACUGGGACAUGAAGACAAGCAGCAGCUUGGCCAGUCAGAACCUCUUCAUAUCUGCUGCCGCCAACAGUGGUGGGGGAAUUCUGAGUGGAAAGGUGGGGGGCAGCCCUGUAGCAGUUUCCUCAACCACAGGAUCCUCAGUGGGGCAGUACCUGGGGUCUCAGUUCCCACUCGGAGGUACCUCAGUCCUACAGUCCUUGUUCGGGGCUCAGACAGGCGGAUCCACGGUGAGUGGGACACCGAGACUCGUCAACGGACAUUCUGCCCUGGGAAGCUUCUCCAGUGCUGGGCUGACAGGGGGGGCGGCUGGAGGUAUAUUUCACCACGUGGUGCCCACAGUGUCCUCCCAUCAGUUUGGGGUGACGCUGCCCACGUCUGGAGGCCUCAGCUCUCUGCUCAGUCUCUCCUCCUCUUCCUCUACCUCCUCACAAACGCAGCAGCACACCACUCCCCAACCAGCCUCCACGCGCCUGGCCUCCGUGUCCUCCUCACCUCUCCCCCUCUCCCUGUCCCAGGCGCAGCAUAGCCGCACCCAGUCGGUCCUGCAUAGCCCCUCUCCUCCCACGCUCACCCUGCCCCCUCCUCCACCCCUGCACAGCACCUCCUCCUCAGCAACCACGCACUCUGACGCCCCGCCAUCGUCUCGAUCCGACUCCCUCCACUCCUCCCGUCUGUCCCACUCCUCUCUCCACCACCAGAGAGCACAGUCAUCCCUCUCUCUCUCCAUCUCCUCCUCCACCUCUGCCUCCUCUGCUUCUAUCUCUGCUGCCGCCACCGCUACUGCUUCUUCCUCUCUGUCCGGCUCCUCCUCGUCUCGUCCAUUCGCAGUGCACUACUCCCCUCGGCUGCCCCCUCCACCACAGGCCAGCAGCUCAGGUGGUGGCGGGAGCAUGUGGAGGAAUCAAGGCAUGCAUGGCACCUACACCACCUCCCAGCUCCCUGGCUCCAGACCUAGAUAGGGUUUGGGGGUAAGGGAAAGGGGGAAGGAUGGAAAGGGGAAGGGCGAAAGGCAAUCAGAAGGUGGAGAGGGGGAGAGAAUGAGAGAAAGAGAGAGACUGGUAGGGAGUGAGAGAGACAGAAUACCUGUUUUCCUUUGCUCCCACAAGCUGUUGUUCUGAUUGAACAAGGUAAUUGUUGAAAACUACCUCAAAAUUUAAUAAACUAUGCAAAUGUCCAGGUGUGGACCAAGGCACUCUCCUCACUCACUGGUGCUUCAGAACUUCUGCACUACCCAACCGCCUCCAAGACCGGCUUCUGUACUGGGAGAUACACACACACACUCACACACACACACACACACACACACACACACACACACACACACACUAACCACCACUAUGGUCACCUUGAGCAGAAGUCAUAGGUACUGGUCAUGUUUAAGUGUGGACUGCUUAAAUGAGGAUUUGAAGAUUUUACAACAUGGAAAUCAGUUCUGAUUUAUCAAGAUGUCGGGUUUAAAUUAAAGGUGCUACGAUAGGUAUGAUAGUGUGUCUUUGUUGUCAUAGUUAGGAUAAUAGCAACUAGUAAAAAUAACCCGUUUUAAAUAAUUUAAUGUAACAUUAAAUAACAGAUUGAAGCACAUAGUCCACCUUUUUGAUCUGAAUCUCAUGUGUCACGUUCCCUCCAAAGUUUCACUUCAUAAGAGUGCAUCAACUUAAACACACAGACCAGUUCAUUGAACUCUGCUCAGAUGGCAUGCAGGUUUGCCUCUCUGCAUGCUUGCUCCUCUUAUCUUCGUCUUCUUCCUUUAGUGAAAUACAAUAUUGUAACAUAUUUGAGCAUAAAACAAGAUAAGGAACUUCAUAUUUUGGUCUGACAUCACACUGGAUAGCAGGACACAGUUACUCGUGUAGCAAAGAUGUGCUCACCCCGGCUGGUCUGUUGACAACUCUUAAACUCUGCUUAUGUUGAUGAUUUACAAUAUUUUCAAAAUUAAAAAUGUGGGUUACUUACUGUUAAGUCUCUUUAUUUCAAAGCAAAGUGGCACAAAAGUCAUAAUGCUCAAAUGAAUAUGUUCUUUCUUUGCUACAAGCUGGAGCAAAAUCCUUGUUUAUUAUAAUUGAUGAAAAAUUUCAGGCUUGGUUCAGUGUUUCUCCUCUAAUAUCAGGUAUUAAACAUAUCAGUGAAAGUUUUGUUUACAGGGAAAAAAAGCUUAACAGAUAUCAGGCAGAUUGAUAAAUAGCACUACAUGUAAGAGGACAAAAAAUAUGUAUUUUGGGUCAAACUAUAACAUUUUCUGAAUGAAUUAACUGAAUAAUAAAGAAUAUGGGUGUUUGUUUCAAAGUUUGAACACAACUGUGUUCUCAUUUCUGCUUUAUUUUGAAAAUAUGGUGAAUCAGCAACAUUUCAGCGGGUGCCAGUAAUGCAGAGCCGAUAUAUUUUAUUUGUAUUAUUUUAAAUGACCCCAUGAAAUUCAUAUAAUGAGAUGGUGCUAUGUCGACAUUGUCAGCCACUUUCUGUAUUUAUUAACAUUUCCUUCCUCAGUCAAUUUGGUAAAUCACACUACUAUGUGGGAAAGCAGCCGAAAUACUCUUACAGCAGGAAUUUUUAACUCUUCUUAAGCUAAACUUAUUCGUAUUUAUCUCUGCUGUUGGGAAAUACAGGUUUAAUCAAAUGUUUAGGACUUAAAAUGUUGAAUUAUACUGCAUAUAGUUUAUACAAACACGUGCACACUCAUGCAUGCAAAUCCUCACACACUGAGAAAACAAUGAACCAUAACCACAACAAACUACUGGACUCUCUUCACACCUUUUUGUUUGCUUUUUUUUAUUGUGUUUUUUAUUUUUAUUUUGUAAACAAUGUUUGUACUGUGAAUGUGAUUCAUUCUCCGACUGUAUAGUUGUGUAUAAUUUAGAUUAUUAUAUUUAUGCUGUCAGUCUCUCCAUUUGCCUUGGUAUUUGUUUUUCUCUUUUUGUUUUUUUUAAUCCUGAAAUGUGUUGACAUUGUAGAAUGCAAUAGUGUGUGUGUACUUGACUCACAGUCUGAAAAUAAUGGUGCUAAAUUUGGACUGUACCUGAUCUUAUUUAUUCUUUAGUGAAAACAUCAAAAACAAAUCGAAUACUUGGUGCUGUACACAGGGACAUUUGUAAAGCCAUUUUCUGGCUUUUCCUUUUCUCAUAUUUAAUAUACUUUUGUCUGGUUCUUUGAAUGCCUAGUGUAGACACCACCCUUUCGAUAAAACUACUCUGCAACAGCUGAAUCAGAGUCUGAGUAAACCGGUAUGAGGACCUCUGUUCAUGUUUCUCACGCUGCAAGUUUAAACACAAAUCAGCCCGCUUUGCUCUCAGAAGCGAGCUGCUUAUCUGUUAGUGAACAAGACACACUGUUUUUGUACAUAAGUUUUUGUUUUUCCUUGUAUGUCUCUCUACCAUAAACAGAAAGGUAUAUAAAAUAUGUAUCUAUAAACAGUCUAAAUAUAUAUGAGUCUAUAUAUAAAUAUAUAAAAGUGAAUAGAGGUGUUUUGGCGCUGGCAUCGUGACCUUAAACUCGCCUGUUAAACAGGAGGCUUGAAGCCAAGGAGAGUGAAGCAUUGCCACCACAGGACCUUAAUAGAUGGUGCCUAACAACAUGGCGGCACAGCAGCACCUGAGUCCUUGUGAUAGAAGUAGAAACUCAAAAGCUGUGUGUAUUUAACACAAACAACGGUGCUGUGGCUUGAACACAACUUGAUUCCAGCACUAGAACUGUCAUAACUUUGAUCAGUUUUUACAUAUUUGUUUCUUUUCUUUUGUCUUUUUACCAACCCAGAUUCUGCAGGAAAAAAUGGUGCUUCUGUUUGCAGACAAUGGCAAUUCAGAUCUUAUAAAAAAGUCUUCACUGGUGCAUACAAAACUAAGUGUCAACGUCUUACACACACUGUCUGUCUUUAGAUGUCUUACUGGCCUCGCCAUGUGAGCAUAUUGUGUCAUUGCAAAGACAUGCCGAUGUAAAACUCUUGUGUUAGGAUGUACGUGUGCAUCACUUUGUCAGGAGUGACAGCAGCCAAGCUUCCUUUUUUCUCUGAUAGUGGGAAUACACUUGAGCUUAGUUUGUGUGUGUGCUUUUUUUCCCACUUACCGGUGCAUAUCUAAGGGAAGAAUAGACUAAUAAUAAUCAAAGCUUUAUUGUAAACUCCUGUCCUGUGCACUCACAAAUGUGUUGCUCACCUGCGAGUGUUCAAGUGAAAAGUCAUUUUAGAACAUAAUUAGAGACUAUAGUCCGUUUGUUACCAGCACUGAGAGGUCUUUUGUAAUUAUUGUUGAUGCUGUUUUGAUUUUCUUAUUCUUGGUGUUUGAUACAAUUGCAGUUACAUGUUAUAUGCUUUUAAUGGUGUCUUCAGAUUCCUGUCAGUUUUUAAUACUACUAGUCAGACAGACAGCACGGUGCUCUCCUUCACUUAAAACAAGGAAAUUGCAGCUAUUGAUAAAUACUACUCUUCUCCUGUUGUGCUGCAGGGUUUUAUGGUUUAAUAAUCUUCAACGCGAGCUUGCCUGCCGGCUUUCUGACAGUCCAGUUUAACUUUAUGGAAAUUUCUCUAAUCUGGAGGGGCGGUGUGGUGUAUGUGACAGUGAGAAUAGUUUGUAGGAGUUUCAACAUUUGCCAUCAUUGCAGAGUUCAACCACUUUUGUAGCUACUUAUGUAAUCAAAGGGAUAAGGUGCUGUUAUUUUAAUUCCUUUGGUUUAUGAGCAUGAUUUGAAUUAAAGCUUCUAUGCAGUUCUCCAGCAAGCUCCAUCCUGGUACAUUAUUAAUAUAAUAAGAUAAUCUGUGAGAGCUUUGCAGUCGAGG